Messenger RNA from Colletotrichum fioriniae, 762 nucleotides. RefSeq lists its product as uncharacterized. The record is from RefSeq and is a predicted model, not a curated record. Lineage: Eukaryota; Fungi; Ascomycota; Sordariomycetes; Glomerellales; Glomerellaceae.
AUGUCUAUCCCUAUGAACCGCCUGGGCGGCCGCGCCUUCAGCCACGCCGACAACGACGACGACGAUACGGAGCGCGAGUACGACCGCCUCCGCGACCUCGCCCGCGAGGAAGCCAACAAGCGCAACCAGGCCUUUGAGCGCUCUCAACAAGCCUACCAAUCGGGCGAUGGCGCGGCCGCCAAGGAGCUCUCCAACGAGGGCAAGCGCCACGCGCAAAAGAUGGAGGACUAUAACCGCCAGGCGUCCGAGUUCAUCUUCCGGGAGAACAACGCCGCCGGCCGCGUGACGGGCAGCUGCGUCGACCUGCACGGGCAGUACGUCGAGGAGGCGGAGCGUAUCCUCGAAGAGCGCAUCCGCGCCGACCGGGCGCGGGGCCAGGAACACCUGCACGCCAUCGUCGGCAAGGGGAACCACUCGACGGGCCACGUGCAGAAGCUGAAGCCGAGGAUCGAGGCCAUCUGCCGCGAGAUGGGGCUCAAGUACUCGACCGAGGAGAACGCGGGCCGCAUCUACAUCAACCUCCAGGGCGGGGAUGCGACGAUGCCGCCGCCACCUCACACCGGGGGCGGUGGACAGCAGCACCACGGAGGCGGCCAGCAGCAGCAUCACGGUGGCCAGCAACAGCACCAUGGCGGCCAGACCCACGGUGGGCAACAGCAGCACCACGGCGGCCAGAACCAGCAGCAAAACCAGGACGAGACUGCCGACUUGGUCGUCAAGAUUCUCAAGAAGCUGGAGAAGGCUUGCUGUAUCGUCAUGUGA